Molecule: messenger RNA, 384 nt
Organism: Rosa rugosa (rugosa rose)
Lineage: Eukaryota; Viridiplantae; Streptophyta; Magnoliopsida; Rosales; Rosaceae
Product: putative non-specific lipid-transfer protein 14
Exons: 3
Coding region: 1-384 (127 amino acids)
Biological process (GO): lipid transport
Cellular component (GO): membrane
Molecular function (GO): lipid binding
Source: RefSeq, a predicted model, not a curated record
AUGCCUAUGAAAGUUUGCAAAAUGGGGAGCCAAAUAUUGAUGAUAGGAGUAUUGGUAAUGUUGCUAUCGAGUGUGACAUUGGUGUCUAGCCUUACAGAUAUGGAGUGCUCCAGCGUGACGGCCCUUGUAUCCGCUUGCUACACCUUCAUAACGUAUGGCUCACCGGACCCUUCUCCGGGGUCUCCAUGCUGUCAUUCCAUGGUAAGUCUCAAAAUGGUUUCCGAUCCCACUGUUGAAAAUCGGAGAUUUACUUGUAGAUGCUUGAUGAGCCUCAUUUCCACUUACAACCCUAAUGGCUAUGCGCUUGCUACUUUGCCCGACCUUUGUGAGGUCUCUUUGGGUUUUAACAUUGAUCCUAACACUGAUUGCAACUUGAUACCAUGA